Cornus florida is the source of this 3297-nucleotide messenger RNA. RefSeq names its product auxin response factor 4. NCBI's taxonomy places the organism in Eukaryota, Viridiplantae, Streptophyta, Magnoliopsida, Cornales, Cornaceae. The record is from RefSeq and is a predicted model, not a curated record. Gene Ontology annotation, molecular function: protein binding; DNA binding. Gene Ontology annotation, cellular component: nucleus. The transcript has 12 exons. Gene Ontology annotation, biological process: response to hormone; regulation of DNA-templated transcription. The coding region runs from base 458 to 2878 and encodes 806 amino acids.
CCCACCCAACACAGUCUCUCUCUCUUUCUCUCUCCUCACACUCUCUCUCUCUCCCCUCAGCAGGCUCCAAGUCCAAAAGGGCACUACACAUUGGCUUUUUUUGCCUUUUGCUUCUGUGCUUCCUAUGCAAUUGUCUAUGUCUGCUGCUACUGCUCCCUCAUCUCAGAACUGCAAAUGGGGGAGGAAUCAUACUUCGAAUUUCUUGUUAUUAUUUGACACCCUCUCCUUCCUUCUCAUCGUUUAGCCUUCCCUUCAAUUCUCUCCUUCUGUGUGUCAUCACUUUACUCUUGUUCUGUACUAAAUUUAUGUAAUCCCUUCCCAUGAUUUGACUUCAUUUCCCAAUAUUCCAUUACUCUCGAUAUCCCAACUUCGAUUUUAUUUUUUCUUUUGCUUUUCUUGGUUUGGUUUGGUUGUGCUACACUGCAACAACUGUAUUGGGUUUUUUUUUUUUGUUUUCAUGGAAAUUGAUCUGAACCAUGCAGUAUUGAGUGAGGUGGAGAAGAAUAACAAUGCAUUCUGUAAUGGGGACUGUGACAAGAGUGGUGGUGGUGGUUGUGUUUGUUGCUGUUUGUCCUCCACAACUUCCUCAUGCUCUUCAACCUCCUCCUCAUCCCCUGCUUCUUCCUCUAUUUACAUGGAGCUUUGGCAUGCUUGUGCUGGCCCUCUUACUACCCUGCCCAAGAAAGGGAAUGUGGUUGUCUACUUCCCACAAGGUCACUUGGAACAGACUGCCUCUUCCUCCUCUCCUUUUUCAACCCUAGAAGUCCCCACUUUUGAUCUUCAGCCACAGAUCUUCUGCAGGGUUGUCAAUGUUCAAUUGCUUGCUAACAAGGAGAAUGAUGAGGUCUACACAAAGCUGACUUUGCUCCCUCUACCAGAGUUGGAUGGUAUAAAUUUAGAGAGAAAAGAGCAUGAAGAGCUGGGGGUGGAUGAGGAUGGGGGUGGAAUUACACCCACAAAAUCAACCCCUCACAUGUUCUGCAAAACCCUCACUGCAUCUGAUACUAGCACCCACGGUGGAUUCUCUGUUCCUCGAAGAGCUGCGGAAGACUGUUUCCCACCUCUGGACUAUAAACAGCAAAGGCCCUCUCAGGAGUUAGUUGCGAAGGACCUGCAUGGAGUGGAAUGGAGGUUUCGACAUAUUUAUAGAGGUCAACCAAGGCGACAUUUGCUUACUACAGGAUGGAGUAUUUUUGUAAGCCAGAAGAAUCUUGUUUCAGGGGAUGCAGUUCUCUUUUUGAGGGGUGAAGGUGGGGAGCUGAGAUUGGGAAUUAGAAGAGCUGCUCGACCUAAAAAUGGUCUUCCCACUUCAAUUGUUGGCCACCAGAAUCUCAACGUUCUUUCUCUAGUGGCAAAUGCUGUAUCCACCAAUAGCAUAUUUCAUGUUUUCUACAGCCCAAGGGCCAGUCAUGCAGAGUUUGUUGUACCUUACCAAAAAUAUGUAAGAAGCAUCACCAAUCCGAUUUGCAUUGGGACAAGAUUCAAAAUCUCAUUUGACAUGGAUGAUUCGCCUGAAAGAAGGUGCAGUGGCGUGGUGACUGGAAUGGGUGAUUCGGAUCCAUUUAAAUGGACUAACUCUAAAUGGAGAUGCUUGAUGGUCAGAUGGGAUGACGAUAUUGUAAGUGAUCUUCAAGAACGAGUUUCUCCAUGGGAGGUUGAUCUUUCUGUUUCUCUCCCACCCUUGAGUAUCCAGUCUUCCACAAGGCUGAAGAAACUGCGGACAAGUCCGCAGGGAACCCCAACCGACAACCCUGUUAAUGGAGGGAGUGGGUUUUUGGACUUUGAGGAGUCUUUAAGAUCCUCUAAGGUCUUGCAAGGUCAAGAAAAUGUAGGUUUUGUAUCACCUCUUUUUGGAUGUGAUAAAGUGAACCGCCCUCUAGAUUUUGAGAUGCAAACUUCAGCACAUCAAAAUUUUGCAUCAACUGGAGCAGAAAAGGCAAACUUUAGCGAGUUUAUGAGGGCUCAGCCCACUGCUUACUCAGGCUUUCCGGAAUCCAAUAGGUUUCCGAAGGUCUUGCAAGGUCAAGAAAUAUGCUCUUUGAGAUCAUUGGCAGGAAAAGUUGAUUUCAACCUUGGUGCUUGGAGAAAACAAGAUAUUGGUUGCAACUUUUUCAACAUGUAUCAAAGGCCCAAACCAAAUUUCUAUCCCUUAGCUUCGGAAGGUGUUAGAAACAUGUAUUUUCCUUAUAGUGACAUCUACAAGGCUGGCCAAGAUCCCUCAAUGCUCUCUUAUGUCACUAACUUCCCAAGAGAAAAUGUUCCAUUCAUCCCGUCUUCUAUCCGGAGUGGGGUUCUUAGGGAUGAAGUUAGAAAGCCUAAUCUGCCGAGUGAACAGACAUCACAGGAGAAGAUAUCUGCUGCUCCUACUGUGGUGGCAAAUUUCAAAAAUGAGGAUGACUCUUCAAAUGGCAGCUUGACUGGCUGCAAACUGUUUGGGAUUUCCUUGACCGGAGAAACCUUUACUCCAAACCCUCAAAGUUCUGGCAAGAGGAGUUGUACAAAGGUCCACAAGCAAGGCAGCUUGGUGGGAAGAGCCGUUGAUCUCUCAAGACUGAAUGGUUACAAUGACCUGGUAAUUGAACUAGAGCAGCUAUUUAGCAUGGAAGGCCUCUUACGAGAUCCGGAGAAAGGAUGGCGAAUCUUGUACACCGACAGUGAAAAUGACAUGAUGGUUGUUGGGGAUGAUCCAUGGCACGAGUUCUGUAACGUGGUGUCCAAGAUCCACAUAUAUACCAAAGAAGAAGUAGAGAAGCUGUCACUAGGAAUGAUCAGCGACGACACUCAAAGUUGCUUGGAAGAGCCACCAGCUACAAUGGAUGUGUCGAAGUUUUCAUCAGUGGGCCAGUCAGAUACUUCUCCAUCGGUUAUUAGGAUUUGACGUCCAGGCUUGUUUCGAGUAUUAUGCUUGUGUGUUAGUAUGUGCAAACCUAGUUACUUUUCUUCUCUGGAAUUCCCAGUCUAGUAUUUGCACUCGGUAGAGUGUAUUGACGACUAAGUUGGAAGAUACUAUUUUCAAACUUGAGUCUGUCUUCUUAACAAUGGUAUGUAAUAAUGUUACUGGUAAUGUGGAAUAUGUGUGCAUGUGUGAGUGCAAAAUAUGACCAAGCACUUGUGUAGAUGUUAUACUUUAGGCUCGUUGUUGAGAAAAUGGAAGCACUUAUUAGCCCUUCCAGUAACAUAGGGUAGCACAUCAUCAUGAGGACUGCACAAGAAAUUUAUUACUGCAAGAACCUGUUCAUUUUGUUGAGAACUGCACAAGAAAUAUAUUACUGCAAGAACCCUAAUUUUUUUGUGAAA